Molecule: messenger RNA, 1891 nt
Organism: Darwinula stevensoni
Lineage: Eukaryota; Metazoa; Arthropoda; Ostracoda; Podocopida; Darwinulidae
Source: the annotation of a GenBank genome assembly
AUGGAGGUGAUGGAAACGGAUGGAGUGGAGGGGAGUGGAGGGGAGUGGAGGGGAGUGGAGGGGAGUGGAAGGUCAGAUAAGCAUCCCCAAUGGGACGAGGCGGCGUGGGCGGAAGAGAGGGGCACGGAGGAGGCUUGCAACUGGGGGCGUAGUGGAUAUAAAAACCCCGUUUGGAUGGCCUCAGCGGAGUCGUCCUCCUGCCACCUUGUCCUUGGAUGCCUUCUCAUCAACUACGGAAAGGUCGGGAGCAGGCCGACUCGGGAGACCGAAGCCGCGACUCGCCGAGAGCCAAAGAUGAACUUGAAAACGGGACUCGCCCUCCUGCCCUUCGCCCUCUGGAUCCAGACGGUCGUCGCAGUCACGUUCAAGGAUCUGUACAGGCGGGACGGCGAGGAGAUGGGCUUCGUCGAGAGGUGGAUGCCGGCCGUCCACUUGGCCGAUUCGAUCGUGGAGAAUUACCUCAGAGAAUCGCCGUGCGGAUCCUCCGAAUCCGGCGAGGGAGUCUGCAGAAAGAAACGGGACGCGACCCAGGUGAAUCCGAUAUUCGGCCCGAACUCCCGCGUCCGGGGAACGACCCCAUCUUCCUUCUACAUGUACAUCCAGUACUCCUUCACCAUGUUCGGCUUCGACAUUCCCCUGCCCUACCCGCCAGGGGAGAAGGCGGGCAUCGCGUCUCCAGGAGGCAAGGAGGGAAAGGCGACCCUUCGAAGGCCGACUCGAGAAACCGAAGCCGGGACUCGCCGAGAGCCAAAGAUGAACUUGAAAACGGGACUCGCCCUCCUGCCCUUCGCCCUCUGGAUCCAGACGGUCGUCGCAGUCACGUUCAAGGAUCUGUACAGGCGGGACGGCGAGGAGGACCCGGACGCCAUCGAUGGAUGGAUGCCGGCCCUCCACUUCGUCGAUUCGCUCGUGGAGAAUUUAUUCCAAGAAUCGCCCUGCGAGUCGUCCGAACCCGAGGAAGGGGUCUGCAGAGCGAAACGGGACGCGAACGACCCGGAUCCGAUUCCCGACCAGAGCUCCGAGCCGGAUCCGGCUCCUGUCCCGGACUCCGGCCGAAAGCUGGACAAGGGAAACAAAAAAUCGAACCCGUCCCCUUACGUCACCUAUAUCUACUAUUCGCUUCCCCUCUUCAGCCUGGACCUUCCCCUGCCCUUCCCGCCAGGGCAGCUCACGGCCUUCACGUCGCCAGGGGUCAAGAUCUCCGAUUAUCACGAUUUCCUUCAGAAGGUCCUUUCUGUGCGGACGAAGGAGCAGCGAUUCGCAGACACCGACACGGCUCAGAGUCGGUGGGCCGAUGAGGGACCCACGUCGAGUAAACCUUCCGAUAGCCGAGGUCGUUCGGAUGGUUGCCGGUGGCCAUAUGGGAAUUCCCCUGUCCAGGGAAAGGAGGCCGAAGCCGCGACUCGCCGAGAGCCAAAGAUGAACUUGAAAACGGGACUCGCCCUCCUGCCCUUCGCCCUCUGGAUCCAGACGGUCGUCGCAGUCACGUUCAAGGAUCUGUACAGGCGGGACGGCGAGGAGAUGGGCUUCGUCGAGAGGUGGAUGCCGGCCGUCCACUUGGCCGAUUCGAUCGUGGAGAAUUACCUCCGAGAAUCGCCGUGCGGAUCCUCCGAAUCCGGCGAGGGAGUCUGCAGAAAGAAACGGGACGCGACCCAGGCGAAUCCGAUUUUUGGCCCGAACUCCCGCGUCCGGGGAACGACCCCAUCUUCCUUCUACAUGUACAUCCAGUACUCCUUCACCAUGUUCGGCUUCGACAUUCCCCUGCCCUACCCGCCAGGGGAGAAGGCGGGCAUCGCGUCUCCAAGAGACAAGGAGGUCGCCAAUUAGAUGGACGAGAUGUGCCUUUUAAAAAGUAUUUAUAUUAACUCGAAUAAAAAUCUCGGUGCAGUAC